Messenger RNA from Aspergillus steynii IBT 23096, 1239 nucleotides. Its product is annotated as alpha/beta hydrolase. The transcript has 4 exons. Lineage: Eukaryota; Fungi; Ascomycota; Eurotiomycetes; Eurotiales; Aspergillaceae. Bases 1 to 1239 code for a protein of 412 amino acids. The record is from RefSeq and is a predicted model, not a curated record.
AUGUCACACUUCAAGGUCAUCGAGCAUCAGGCUCGAUGCCAGAAUAUACGCGAACGCCCUGGGGCGGUUGAGCCCCGACAUGAGCACCAGUUAAGACUCGCUGUCAAGCAAUACAUUCCGAAGGAUAACCUCAAUCCUAAAGAAGGGGAUGUGACGCUCAUAGGGGCGCAUGGAAAUGGUUUCCCGAAGGAGCUCUACGAGCCCUUGUGGGAUGGGAUAUAUGAGAAAUUACGCGCCGCCAAUCGACGGAUCCGAUCCAUCUGGAUUGCCGAUAUGGUUCAUCAGGGCCAAAGUGGUGUUCUGAAUGAGUCCAUCUUAGGGGACGAUCCGAGCUGGUUGGACCAUGGUCGCGAUCUUUUCUCGCUGGUGAAUCAAUACCAGGAUGAAAUGCCCCAUCCCAUCAUUGGCAUUGGGCAUAGCAUGGGUGGAAUGCAGCUAGCCCACCUUUCUCUGAUGCAUCCAUCCCUAUUCCAAGCCUUGGUUUUAGUCGACCCGGUAAUCCAAACGGGGAACCCAAGCAAGACGCUCGCGCUUCCCACAACAUACCGACGAGACUGGUGGCCAUCACGACAAGAAGCCCUUCAGAAAUUCCAAUCCAGCUCUUUCUACCAAGCAUGGGACCCACGGGUCCUGGAGAAAUGGGUUGAGUACGGACUGCGAGACACCCCGACCGAGCUGUAUCCUCAGGCCAGCGAGAACGGCCAGCAACCCGUGACUCUAACCACGACCAAAGCCCAAGAAUUGUUCACAUUCCUGCGCUCCGCUUAUGUAGAUAAGCGGUCUGGGCUUCCUCGCGGGACCCCGCAGGGCGAGGUGCACCCGAGUGAAAUUGACGAUUUCCCGUUCUAUCGGCCUGAACCGGCGCAUAUAUUCCGUCAUAUUCCCGAGCUGAAUCCAAGUAUUCUCUACGUUUUUGGCGAGAACUCGCCAUUCUCCACGCCGGCUGCACGGCAGGAGAAGAUACAAGCGACUGGUACUGGUCUUGGUGGUAAUGGUGGCGUUUCACAGGGGCGCGUGAAGGAAGCUGUCCUUCCCUGUGGCCACCUCGUUCCCAUGGAAAAUGUGUCUGGAUGCGCCGCCGCCAGUGCCAGCUUCAUUGAAGACGAGCUGACCAACUGGGAAGCACGGAUGAGAAAAUUGAGGGGGGCCUGGAAAGGAGUACCUCGUCAAGAACGAAUCAGCAUUGAUGAUCAAUGGAGAGCGCAUAUUGGAGAGCUUCCGAGGAGACAAAGAUUAUAG